UCCUACGCCGCCGUCACGUGAGCUGAGUCGCUCUAUACUCUACGGUCCUCACAAACAGUGCGGCUAUCAGCUGACGGACUGUCGUUCGAUAUUUGAAUUUAUGUCAAAAGUUUUUGUUUCUUAUCUGCCAGUUGUAUUUGGGAAUGUGUUUGUGAUUUGUUUUAUCUGUGGACAAUGAUCACCGAUAUGUACGCGCCGUUUGCGGCGCCGCCGAACAAAACAAUUGAACAUCCGAGUUUACGCGGCACGCCUCUGGCGAUGCUUGCGGCCCAGUGUAACAAGUUGUCGAGCAAGUCUCCGCCGCCGCUCGCCGAUGCUGCCGUGGGCAAGGGAUUUCAUCCUUGGAAGAAGAGUCCAGGAACACAUUCCCCUCCCGGCGCAGGCGUCGCGCCACGCUCUCAGCCCCCCUCGUGCUCCCCUUACUCGCGAGCCCCCACCUCAUGUGCAGCUGCUCCUGGAUACGGAAACGAUCUUUACUUCCCAUCUUCUGGGGAUCAACUUCUCGGUAAAAGUGAAUCCAGUGCAAGUCUAGGAUCAAUGUAUUCAAGACACCCUUACGAGUCCUGGCCUUUUAACGUUGGAGGCGGAGGAAGUAGUGGAGCCCUUAAAGCAGCAGAAAUGGGCGGCGUCGGUGCAGUAGGAAGCACCUGGUGGGAUGUCCACAGUGGAUGGCUCGACGUCGGUGGGCAGAUGGCAAAUUACACCGGACAGGAUUAUUCACAACUAACGCAUUCGCUUUCUGGUGGAGCUCAUUUACUCCCACCAGCUCCACAUCUGCUCCAAGAUGCUUAUAAGUCAGUAUUGCCCUCUCAAGGUUCAUUUGGACUACAUGGUCCAGGCUCACCCGCCCCGCCAACCCAAGCUCCAUCACCCAGAUCCCAAAGACGGUAUGCCGGCCGCGCUACCUGUGACUGUCCAAACUGUCAAGAAGCAGAACGUCUCGGACCAGCUGGAGCCCACCUCCGCAAGAAGAACAUUCAUAGUUGUCACAUUCCUGGAUGUGGGAAAGUAUACGGAAAAACAUCUCAUCUAAAGGCACAUUUACGCUGGCAUACGGGAGAGAGACCAUUUGUGUGUAACUGGCUAUUUUGUGGGAAAAGGUUCACUCGUUCUGAUGAACUGCAGAGACACCUCAGAACGCACACUGGCGAGAAGAGAUUUGCGUGUCCCGUGUGCAAUAAGCGAUUUAUGAGGUCAGAUCAUCUGGCGAAGCAUGUAAAGACUCACAACGGCGGCAAGAAAGGAAGUUCGGAGUCGUGUUCAGACUCUGAAGAGAACAGCCAGGGUGAGGGUGGGAUCGGUAGCAGGACUCCUGAGCACCACCUGGACGUGAAGCCAGGCUCCCUGGUUUGACGGGGGUACGCGGCGCUGUCGGUGCCGCAUCACGCCUCCUCGCUUCUGUGAUAAGCUCACGCCAUCUGUGUACAGCACAUAUCAAAAGUGGAAAGCAAACACAAUUUGUACAGACAGACUGUUAUUCUCUGACGUGAGAACCGACGUGUACAGUAUAUUAAUAAAUAUAUUAUCUUAGAAUAACUCUAGCUAUAAAUCGAUAUUAAUAAUAUGAUUAUUUUAAUAGUUUAAAUAGAUAUCAUAUGUCCGAAGUUGCAGGUUAUAUUUAUUGUAAUAAUAAUACCUCAGAAGGUUCCCGCUAAACGAAAGUUUAUAUAAUAAAUAGAACGUUAUAUGUAUUAUAUUAUAUAAUAUUAUUAGUCUUAAUUCACAUGGUUUAUGUUUAAGCCAGACACGCAUUUUGUUAUAAUUAUUUUUAAGAACGUGAGCACAUCUCUGGCAUCUAUAGUUUAAACCUAACCUAAAAUGUACCUACCUAAUUUAAUUUAAAAUAUUUUUAAUUUGUCACCAGUUUCAAAUUGAGUUUGAUGAAUGUAUGUCUUAUAAAAUAUGUAGGUACAACGAAAUGAAAUUCAAAUGCCUGAUACUGAUUUUUAAAAAUGAAAUAUAUUUUCCGAGUGGGA
This is a messenger RNA of Leptidea sinapis, 1976 nucleotides long. It is a transcript of the gene Sp1, whose product is annotated as transcription factor Sp9. Gene Ontology annotation, biological process: regulation of transcription by RNA polymerase II. Gene Ontology annotation, molecular function: DNA-binding transcription factor activity, RNA polymerase II-specific; RNA polymerase II cis-regulatory region sequence-specific DNA binding. NCBI's taxonomy places the organism in Eukaryota, Metazoa, Arthropoda, Insecta, Lepidoptera, Pieridae. The transcript is spliced from 2 exons. Bases 175 to 1353 code for a protein of 392 amino acids. The record is from RefSeq and is a predicted model, not a curated record.